Messenger RNA from Capra hircus (goat), 1822 nucleotides. RefSeq names its product chromosome 19 C17orf50 homolog (gene PGBDF). The transcript is spliced from 4 exons. The coding region runs from base 1 to 591 and encodes 196 amino acids. Lineage: Eukaryota; Metazoa; Chordata; Mammalia; Artiodactyla; Bovidae. The record is from RefSeq and is a predicted model, not a curated record.
AUGGAUAAACACGGCGUGAAGGCCCCCUUGUGGAAGAAGGAGCUGGAGGAGCCCCGGGCCAGGGAGGCGGAGGCGGAGGCCAAAGCCGCGGAGGAGGAGUCGGAGUCGGAGUCGGAGUCGGACGAGGAGAGGCCGCCAGAGGAGAGCGCGGCCGAGGGCGAGGCCAAGGCCGGCGGGGAGGCGGAGGGCGGCGAGGGCCGUGAGCGGGGCUCGGUGUCUUACUACCCGCUGCGCCAGGAGUCCAGCACCCAGCAGGUGGCGCUGCUGCGGCGCGCGGACAGCGGCUUCUGGGGUUGGUUCAGCCCCUUGGCGCUGCUCGGAGGCCUAGCCGCGCCGGCCGACAGGAAGCGGAGCCCUCCCGAGGAGCCGUGCGUGCUGGAGACGCGGCGGCGGCGGCCGCGCGGCGGGGGCUGCGCGCGCUGCGAGAUCCUUUUCUGCAAGAAGUGCAGGAACUUGCACAGCUCGCCGAGCUACGUGGCGCAUUGCGUUCUGGAGCACCCGGAUCUCGGGAAGUCAGGGGCAGCCGGCUCCUCUGACACCCCCCUCUACCGUGAGCAAACGCUGUUGGCGUGGGUGUGGGGGCUUUUCUGAUGGGUGAUUUCCCUUCUAAUUGAGUCUGGCAGAGGCGGAAGUGUGGAGCAACGAACAGAUGACUAGGCUGUGGGUCUGGACGCCUCGGAGGCAGCGUGGUGUGCAAAGAGCAUGGGGCCAAACUGCCUGGCUUGCAGUCCUGGUUUUAACCACUUAUCCUACCUGCCGUGACCUGGGCAGAUAGCUUAAGGCCUUUGUGUCUUAGCUUUUAGAUCCGAGAAAUGAGAAUGUUGACUAAGAGAGUCGAUCCUCGCGGGGCUGUUCUGAAGAUUAAAAAGGGAUGUGUGCACAGCCCAUAGGGCUUCCCAGGUGGUGCUAAAGUACCCGCCUGCCAGUGCGGGAGACAUAAAAGACGGGUUGAUUCCUGGGCGGGGAAGAUCCCCUGGAGAAGGGCAUGGCAACCCACUCCAGUAUUCUUGCCUGGAGAAUCCCCGUGGACAGAGGAGCCUGGAGGGCUACAAAGAGUCAGACACGACUGAGCCCACCACACAGUGCACAUGUAUGUCACAUGUAAUACUUAGAGCCUGCUGUGGGUAAUAACUACUACUUACUUUCUAAGAGAUGUAGGAUUAGGGAUCAGUGGUUACCCCAGAAGGGGGCAUAAUGAGACUUCUGGGGUAUUGGUAAUGUUGUUUCUUCAUCUGGGUGCUGGGUUUGUUUAUGGGGAGGUAUAGCCUUCUUUAUUAAGAAGUAUAUAUAGGGGAAUUCCCCAGAAGUCCAGUGGUUAGGAUUUGAUUCCUGUCAGAGAACUAAGGUAACUAAGAGCCUGCAUGCCUCUGAGUGCAGCCAAAAAAGAAAAAAAAAAAAAUUGCAUUCAUUUAUUUUUGCCUUCCCUCUGUGGGUCUCUGCUUUCCAGCUUCUAAUAGGCGUGAGCAGAGGGAGAUGGGCUGGAUCAGUCAUUCUCAAGCUUAUAGCAGGGCCCUUAUGCAGUUUUGUAGUUUCUAGAGCCCUAUCCCCUCAGAAUUCACUUUCCCCAAGGGUCGGCAAUCAGCACUGCAAUGAUGCUGGCUUAGAAGCCCAUUGAAAGUCCUUCUGACAUGGCCUUCUUAGAACCCAGGCCAGCAGGGACUCCCAACAAUGAGUUAAGGGAGGCCUCCCAGCAGGCCUCCCAACAAAAGUUGGGAGGUUGCCAUUACAGGGAGCCUCCAGGGGCAUGGAUAGCUGGCCUUGAGGAGCAAUGUGUGUGUGUGUGUGUGAGCUGGCCUUGAAGAGGAAUGUGUGUGUGUGUGUG